Molecule: messenger RNA, 1062 nt
Organism: Laccaria bicolor S238N-H82
Lineage: Eukaryota; Fungi; Basidiomycota; Agaricomycetes; Agaricales; Hydnangiaceae
Exons: 6
Coding region: 1-1062 (353 amino acids)
Biological process (GO): peptidyl-hypusine biosynthetic process
Cellular component (GO): cytoplasm
Molecular function (GO): deoxyhypusine synthase activity
Source: RefSeq, a predicted model, not a curated record
AUGGCAGGUCCAUCAGCCCCGAGUUCAGCUUCUGCCGCCGUUCUACUGCCUUCUGACCCUAUUCCUGACACAGCGGUGUCCGUUCAAGGUCCCAAUUUUGACAAUCAUCUCACCAUCCAAGAACUCUUGGAAAGUUAUGAACGGAUCGGGUUCCAAGCAAAUAGUCUCGGCCAGGCAAUCUCUAUCGUGAACAAAAUGGUGUAUGAACCUAUGGCGGAAGAUGACUCUGACGAUCCCGACGUGCGUGCGCAAACCCGCUGUAACAUCUUUCUUGGUUAUACCUCCAAUUUGAUCUCCUCCGGCUUGCGUGAAAUUAUACUUUAUCUCGUCAAACACAAGCAUGUUGCUGCCAUCGUCACAACAGCUGGUGGGAUUGAAGAAGAUUUCAUCAAAUGUCUUGGAAAAACGUAUCUGGCCGACUUUAAUCUGGAUGGGGCCAGUUUACGAAAGAAGGGAAUGAAUCGCAUUGGGAAUCUCAUCGUCCCGAACGACAAUUAUUGCAAAUUUGAAGAUUGGCUCACUCCCAUCCUUGACACCAUGCUUGCCGAACAAAAAGAGACCGGGAAUGUCUGGGCUCCCAGUUCAUUUAUACGAAGACUAGGGAAAGAAAUAAACAACGAAGAGUCUGUCUAUUAUUGGGCGUAUAAAAACGACAUCCCUGUAUUUUGCCCUGCACUUACUGAUGGUUCUAUUGGGGAUAUGAUCUACUUCCACUCUUUCCGCUCGCCGGGUUUGAUUUUGGACAUUGUGCAAGAUAUUCGUAGUCUAAACGAAUUGUCUCGGAGAUCCCGGAAAGCAGGAAUGAUUGUGCUUGGAGGUGGCGUUUGCAAACAUCAAAUUGCGAACGCAAUGUUAAUACGCAACGGUGCUGAUUAUUCGGUUUUCAUUAAUACAGGUCAAGAAUUUGAUGGCUCGGACUCUGGUGCUCGUCCUGACGAAGCAAUUUCUUGGGGGAAAAUACGAGCAGGUGCUGAAGCAGUGAAGGUUUUUGCUGAUGCAACUUUGGUUUUUCCGUUGUUAGUUGCCGCCACUUUCGCGAAAGAUGUGACGAGGGAAAGUUGA